GACUCUCCGCAUUUUUCACUUUCGCUUAGACUAAUAAACAGAUGUCUAUUUUACCUACAGAUUUUUUUAAAAUCCUAAUAACUAUUUGACAAAAUGAUCUCCAAUCAGUUAUUUGUUCUCCUUUUCCUAAUGGUAACAUGUCAUCAAACUUGGGCUCAGCAAAUGCCGCUAGUGCAUCUCGAAGUCCAAAAUCUUAUAAAACUGCAGAAAGGUGCGGGUUGGCCUCAUGUUCUGGAGGUCACGGAAGGCCACGAGGCACUCUUGAAGCUUCAAUCACAGAUGGAGAACGUUGCCAGCUGUGUCAUCACUACGCCUACCGGAUUGCAAUUUGAUGUUCAUUCUCCUCCAAGCAAUAGGUAUGCGAGUUGGGGUGAGGGAUGCGGCGUAAGAGUGCAGAAUGUGGUGGCGACUGAUGAGGGUCGGUGGCGGCUCAACGCCACUAAUGGCGACGCGGUCGCAGCGGGCUGGACAGAGGUGCUUGUCACUAAAGCGACUCCAACAUAUUCUGCACCGCAGAUAUCUUUACUGGAUGGACAGACCAACACUGAAGUGGAACUAACUUCCCUGGACAACUCGUACUGCGUGGUCGCGCAGCCCUUUUCCGAGAGUUCGCUGGUCCCAGGGCAUUGUCGUGUGACCCUGGACAGGACAUCAAGGGCAGUCCAGGGCAACUGGGAUGUGCUGCUCGGCUUGCCAGGGAGAGUGUCCGAACUCCAUGUCCAGAGACAAGUUGCUGUAGAAGUGGAACGCCUGGACAUGGGCUACAUUCGGGACACGAACACCAACAAACUCCACUUGUAUUGCAACAUACUGCAUACGACGAAGAACAUCACUUUCUGCCGGUUCCAAAAGACUUCAAGUUCUUCUGGCUACAACGUCGUGGACGGACUUAGUGAUGGAACUCACAGUUACUAUGGCAACGGGUUCCUGUACCGCGAGUGCGGCAUGACGAUCGAGAACCCGUCAGCGCAAGAUGAAGGCACGUGGCGGUGUUCUGUGGGCGUCCAACAGUGGGUCGGCACUCAGGUACAGACGCAGACGCCGCUGCAGGCGCUUAUAAGUGUUUCUCCCACUGGGCGAAGUACGACCAAUAUUCAGUCAGAAGAAAUUUCCACGGUGUUCGUGCAAGAACACGAUUCGUUCAGGGUGAUGUGUCGAGCUGAUGUGUCUCUGUCGUACUGCUGGUUCCAGCACCCUAAUGGCACUCAGUUCACGCCAGUGCCCUUAGUUCAUCAGGAGCAAGCUUUUUGGUAUACAGGCGAGAGUCUCAAAACUGGCGAUUGUGGUAUAAUAUUUUCGCAUGCGACGAAAGAAGAAGCGGGUAUAUGGACUUGUCACAUGGGCCCAAAUGAUGCCAGCCUUGAAAUAACUGAUAAAGUAGAAGUCAGAGUAACUGGGCCUCUUGCUGCGAAUAAAAAACAAAUCGUCACGACCAUUGGUAGUACGAUUACCCUAUACUGCCACAGUUCCAAUGGAAACAGACCGUUGAAUUAUUGUAGAUUUUUGACACCGUAUGAUUUGGGUUUCCGAUUAGAUUCCACUGUUACUGAAGAGAAUGCGCUUUUCGAUCGCUAUUAUUUCACGCCUGGUAGAGAUUUGGACUAUGGAGAUUGUUCUUUGACUAUAAAAACCGUGCAGGACGAAGAUAUUGGCGAGUGGACGUGCGCUGCAUUAAUCGAUCAGGAUUCAGAGGAAGCUCGGGAUGUUGUUACUGUUUUACUGAACAUAGAUGAGUCACGAGCCCCUCUUUCUCAAGCCGGUAUCGUGGGUAUGGCGGUGGGUCUGUCUACCCUAGUGGUACUAUUGGCAGGAGUAGCAGCAUACAAGACGGGAUGGCCAGCAAAACUGUGGCGCAGGAAUAUUCCACCUCCUAGUCAUACAGAUGCAUUCUCUCUAGAUACCGUGUCUGCUAAUUCUAGAAACAGUCAGAGUAGCGCAGAUAGUGACUAUCACGUAACCGUUAAUACUCAAAGGAAUUAGAUAAGUACGUUGUAGUUUGAAAAAAUAUUAUGUAUAGGUAUGGCAUAUUUGUAGAAUAUUUUAUUAUUCUCUACCCAUGCGCAUUUCAGUUGUGUGUAUGAUAGUUGACUUGAAGAAUGGAUAAAGCGGGAUAUGAACGGACUGUGAUGUGUAAAUAUUAUCUCUAUAUUUGAAAUAAAACGAUUAUAAUUUGUUUA
Pectinophora gossypiella (pink bollworm) is the source of this 2177-nucleotide messenger RNA. RefSeq lists its product as uncharacterized. Lineage: Eukaryota; Metazoa; Arthropoda; Insecta; Lepidoptera; Gelechiidae. The coding region runs from base 94 to 1980 and encodes 628 amino acids. The transcript is spliced from 10 exons. The record is from RefSeq and is a predicted model, not a curated record.